UUCUCGACGAUGGCGAAUGCGCCUAACCGGUCUCAGCGAGAUCGAUGCUGGGAGUCCAGAGAUGCCUACUUCAGCUGCUUAGACAAGUCUGAUGUCAUUGUGCCCGGCGAUGAGGGCAAGACUUGCUCCAAAGAGAACAAGCACUACGAGAAAGAAUGCGCAAAGAGUUGGGUAGACUACUUCAACAAGCGGAGAGUGCUAGAGGCGAGACAGAAAGCGACGCUGGCGCAGUCUGCGAUCAAUCAGCCCUUGCCUGCCUCGAAAUGAGAUCGGCCGGUCUCGAGGUCAGAUGAAGCGCUCAAUGAUCUCGCGAAGGGUGUGUAUGUAGGUGUGCAUGCAUGCAGAUAUCAUCAGUGCAUCCUCUGAAGCUCGUCCACCAGCCGAUAGAGAUCUUCGGCAGUCGUAUUCGUCAGAGCGGAGUGCUCCGAUGCGCCUUGCAGGA
Messenger RNA from Mixia osmundae IAM 14324, 442 nucleotides. RefSeq lists its product as uncharacterized. Gene Ontology annotation, cellular component: mitochondrion; respiratory chain complex IV. The coding region runs from base 10 to 267 and encodes 85 amino acids. The transcript is spliced from 2 exons. The record is from RefSeq and is a predicted model, not a curated record. Lineage: Eukaryota; Fungi; Basidiomycota; Mixiomycetes; Mixiales; Mixiaceae.